GGAGAAGGGAGGGAUGGGGGACAGGAGCUGAGGGCCCAGGGACGGGCAAAGGCAUCCGGCCCCAGGAGCCUCGCUUUGCUUCUAUCUCAUCCCUAACUCGUCCCUCUCUCCCUGUCCUCCAGGAAGAUUUUCCCGACGGGAGAAACCCCUAGGGAGGGGAGCAACCUGGGCUGGGUCCGCAAUAUCAUAAGGAGAGUGUUUUUUGGCCGCACCAUCCAGGUCACCCCAGCACCUGGGGUGGCAGAAAUCAACAAGCAAGUACUAGAGAGAGAACGCUGCUUCCGGUACCUCCUUUACGAGCUCCGUGGGAUCCAGGUCGAAGACGAUCUCCUGGACUUGGCCAGGAAUCUGACAGAACUCCAGGUCAGGGACCUUACCCAGCAGGUCCUGGUCGGUUUGAAGAGCUCCAGCUUGGCCCGGGUGAGCUACGCAAUAAGGGUCCUCCCCGUCCUGCUGCAGAAGCCCGGGGCCACAGCCGAUCAGGUGGCCGACCUCGGGAGGACUAUGUACCUACACAUCCACUCCUCCCACACCCUGGCCUGGAAGACCCUCUUCCUGAAAGCCCUGACCCUGCUCACCUGCCACCAUCCUCAGGCCACGGGGCUGCUUUUACUAGAGCACUCGCUGCCCCUGGACAGACAGGCCCUGGAAGUUUGGAGAGCCUUGGGAGCCAACGCCCAUCUGGUCUCCCAUGUGCUCGGGAUGCUGACGUCCCGGAUACUGGAGAGACCGUCAGCAGGCGUCAGCGACCGUGCUGCCUGGGACAAGCACAGCCUGGAGUCCAUCGCGGCCACCAAUGUCGUGUAUGAGCUCCUGUUUGCUCGGGAGUACUCCGGGGCCGUGACCCAGUUCUUCCCUCGACUCUUCCUGGCCCUCGUCACCCAGGUGCACUAUGUGCUGGAGCUGGGCCUGCGGGCGUACCGGGAGCAGGAGGUCAGAGAGCCCACUGUGCCCUCCGCCCUCGGACCCUGGAGGACCCCUCUGGAGGCCCUGAAGGGGCUUCUCUCCAGCCAGGACUGCUGGAGGACAUUCAUGUCCAUGCAGCUGCAGGACGGCUGGGUCCUGUUCGCAUGCCUGGAGACCUUCCUGGAGGGCGUGGUCCUGCUAGCCAGGACAAUGGUCCAGAACAGGUGUCCCGUCGUCGGUGCCCUUCUGAAGGCGGUGACGACUUCGCUGCCGGGGUUGGGCCGCAGGGACUGAGCAUUCCCGUGGGCCUCCUGGCCGAGGGGCCACUGCUCCGGGCCCAGCUUCCGGCCCUCCUGGAGGGGCUUUAUAUUGACGAAGAGGAGUGUCUCUUGGCAGCCAUGGCCACAGUGACCAGGGCUCCUUCGUACGGACCGGUGGCAGCCACGGUGCCCCGUGGUGCAACGGGGGUGUCAGCCUCAGGAGAAGCCGAGCCAGAAAGGAGAUCCUAGCAUCCUGUCCCCGCUUCGGGGGCCUGCUCGAAAGCAGCAGGGUUCAACGUGAUGUCACCUCCAACUGGGUUCCGGAAUUAGAAUCUGAAAUAGAAACGUUCAAAUUUGU
Ornithorhynchus anatinus (platypus) is the source of this 1524-nucleotide messenger RNA. RefSeq names its product maestro heat-like repeat family member 5. Bases 505 to 1200 code for a protein of 231 amino acids. The record is from RefSeq and is a predicted model, not a curated record. The transcript has 9 exons. NCBI's taxonomy places the organism in Eukaryota, Metazoa, Chordata, Mammalia, Monotremata, Ornithorhynchidae. Gene Ontology annotation, cellular component: cytoplasm.